Molecule: messenger RNA, 9948 nt
Organism: Durusdinium trenchii
Lineage: Eukaryota; Dinophyceae; Suessiales; Symbiodiniaceae
Source: the annotation of a GenBank genome assembly
AUGGCAAGUCCAUGGCAAACUUUGGGGCGCUUCGACUUCCAGCCAGAUCCUGGCUAUGUCAGAAACAUGGAGGAGUUCUACACAACGAGCACUGCGAUUGGAAAAUGCCGCCUUGAUACGGUGGGCCACCUGAAGCCCUGCGAUGAUCGGCAUGCUCCAAUCCGACUCUACCGCAGCUAUGGCGAGUGGUUUGAAGCCGGUCUUCAGGCUCCGAUGCCCAACGUGACCCUGGAGACGACGUCGUCUCGCUUCUGGCCCUAUGGGCAGAGUGUGACGAAGCUGUACCAGACGACAGAUAAGAAACAUCAGUACUACGGACGAAAAGGAGGUGCAGAAAUCCUUGCGCCCAAAGCGCCACCAGCGCCCAGCGUCGAUGACGUGACGAAAGUGAUUUUUGAUCGGCUCUACCAGUCGAAUUCUUUGCCCGCUUUGCCGCCCUCCCGCGCUUCCUCGAGGACGCCGAGUCAACGCGAGCGAGCUCGGCGGCCGUUGGGAUCCUUUUCUGGACUCGUGCUGCAAGAGAAUGCAGAGCUCGAGAAUGGUCCUGCAACUGGUGCUAUCUUCUCAAGCAGAUCCGGUGGAAGCAGGAGAUCUCGCCCUGCUACUGGCCAGCACAGUGGAGCCGAGCAUAACUUGCUGUUCUUCAAUGAUCAGCAAAGGCAACGGACACCCUCACUUCGCAGCUCAUCGUCCUUUAGUGCCACCUCUUCGUUGUGGUUGGAGGUCGAGAAAGCAGUGCAGGAAGAGGUCGCUAAGGAGGCCAUGGCCCGGCUCCCGCCGCCGCCCCGAGCGGACCGAGCGGGCUUGGGCAAGCGACGGCGAAGCACAGAAUGGGAUGAGGAGCGGCGGAGCCCUACUCUGCCCUACUGGCCCUACUCUGCCUUGUUCUUCGUCCUCGAGGACGACCUCAAGGCCGGUCGGCGCCCCAACUCCGUGGUGCGCUGCCACGGCGGCGCGUCGUGUCGGGCAGCUGAGCUUCGCCGUCUGACCAGACCGACCUGUGAGCCCUGUGGUGAAUUUGCUGAGGGCGCCGGACGAUGGGGGUUGGGGUCGCAGGGGUUCUGGACUGACGCCUGGCCGACACGCUUGGCGGAAGAACACCAGGAAAGACGUCCGGCGACGUUUUCGGUGCAAAGCUUUGCAUCUUUGGCCAGGCUUACUCCAGCAGGUUUGGACCUCGCCGGAGAUAUGAUGGCAGAAGAUCUGAACGAAGAGGAUGAUGGCUGGAAGAGACCAGAUCCUGAACGCAGCAAGAAGUAUCGCUUGCGGCUUGAGGAUUGGAUCUUGGCUGUGAACCUCUUGCUAAGCUGGGAUGACCAAAAGACCAUCUCAGCAGCUGACAUGGAAGAGUUCCUCUCACGGUUUUUGGAGUAUGAUGCCAAAGUGAAGUACCGCAUCACACCGCGACUGACCUCCGAGAUAUUCUUAAGGGGAAUCCUUCGUACCCUCUGGGACAUUGAUCGUUUGUUGCGUGUUAUGAACCCUGGCGAGGAGCUAAAGAUGGUCACCGCCAAAAGCCCUCUGGUCCUCAGCAUUCUGCGGGUGAUGGCGUACGAGUUCAUGUGGACCCCAAACUGCGCUGCUCGAGGAGCCAAAGAAGGUGCAAGGGAUUUAAUGGAAAGGGUCAGCCUUUCAGUCAAGGCUGACAGAGAUUGGAUCACCGAUGCGAUGAUCCGGAUGGGUGAGGCCUUUGAAAAGGCGACAGCCGGAUGGGUGAGGCAGGAGGUGAUAUCAGAUCUGCCGGGCGUCUCGAUCGAUUUCGGCAGGUUCGUGUCGAUGACUCUUGAGUGCUGUGCCACUCGUUUUUCGGCCAGCGCCGCCAACGUGCUGACAAAGCGGCCCGUGCUGCCGGUGGCGGGGACUGACUUGGCCGCUGGAGGUGCCAAAGUGAAGUUGGCGGAGAACGCCAAAGCCAAGGCGGCCCGCAAAAGAGAAGGCGAAGAUCCUCGUGCCAAACGGAAAGCCUCGACCCCAGAGUUCGGGCGCGACUCCGGGACUCCACCGGACGCCCCACGGUGUUGGGUUCGCAUUGAGACCGGUCCACGCUUUCGAUCCAAGGGCGCGGAUGCUCACUUUGGCAAUGCCAGAGCAUUGGCCGCCAAGGAGCAGGUCGGCUCGCGGGAAUUCCGCCGCAGUGAGGAGCUCGGAACCCUGGAGACCGCAGUGGUCUCCAAUGCACCUGUUCGGAUGGCAGAUGAGGAGGUUGAUGAAGAUGCUGGUGAUGAGGAGGAUGCAGAGCCAGAUGUUGAGGGAGAAGAACCAGAGGCAGCUGAGAGAGAAGUUGAAGAUGCAGAAGAGGAUGCGGAGGCCAAGGAUGCAGGAGUGGCCGAGGCUGAGGCUACCCCAGUGGAACCAGAGGAGACUGCAUUGCAGCGAUUUAUCAACGGUUUGCCAUUCAGCCGGCGGCCGACCGGUGCCAGCUGCUUGGCCAACGACACCAUGGACCUGCCAAGCCUGGCCAGAUACGCCAUGGCGGAAAGGCCCAGACUGGCGACAGAGCCUUUGGUGAAGAUUGUGGAUGAGGCAGUGUCUCGCAAAUGUGCGGCGAUCUACUACCGCGAAUGCCAUUUCCAGGCACUGUGCCUGCACGACAUGAGUCAGGGAUUGGCUCGUCAUGCUCCCCAGAGGACGAGCGUGGCUUUCUUUGGUCUCCUAGGAGGAAAGCGGUGUAUUGCUGGUCUCUUCGAAGCUCUUGGCUUGCUCCUGCGCGACCUGACGGGAGAGCGAGCUGGAGAUCAGGUGUUUUUGCUACAUGCUGGAACAAUGAUCCAGCUUCUCGUGGAGACCCUGCUGGCGUACUUUACCGCUUUCCAGGCGACUCUGGAGGAGGCGGAGCUAGUGCUCUCUUUGCUUCCUCAUGUGGUGACUUCACAGCAUGCUCCGAUUGGGCAAGGUUUCACGGUGUCUGACCUGGACCUGGUCCUACGCGAGGAGCACAAUGACGUAAGCAUCAAGCUUUGCUUGGUGCUGAUCUGCAUGUGCUACACACAGGGUGAAUUGAAGCUCGACCCAGCCAAGCUGCGGGAGGAUGUGCUCCCUUCGAAGAUUCGGCUGCAGGAACUCUCUGCGACCGACGGGAACCUGCUUUCCGGAUCCUUUGGUCAGAAGCUGCGAGCAGGUAGCUAUUGGAAUGAAGAAAGCCAGCUAGGCCAAUUUCUUUGCUUUGCCAUCAGCGGCGUCCUUCUGGAAGAUGAUCAUGCGCUUCGGGGAGGAUACGUUCGAUGGCACAUUUUCCACUUUUUGCUGCAAGAGGUUCUGAUGUCAGGUGUUGCUGUGCCAGACACGUGCUCUGGUGCGCUGGUGUUGCGCUGCCUGAAUGAGCUUCUGCAGCGGGCCUUGCUUCCUGUGGGAAGACGCUGGACGGCGAUCAAGAAGCUUGAAGCGCAAGCUGUGUCAAUGCGCUUGCUUGCCGCAGAUUCUUUACAGAUCUCUGCGCUCCAAGUGCUGAAUCGCUUGUGCCGGGUUCAUCCUCAAGCCUGCGAAGCCUUCCGCGACGUGGCGUUACAAUGUCACACCGUCAAUCCUCGGGAGCCUUCAACCCGUGGUGCUGGCCUGAGCCCCUUAGGAGCUCUGGUGCUGAGGGAGAUCGCUGGGCUCUUAAGAAAUGGCAAUGCCUUCAAUGUCUUGGCCCCUGGGGGAUCACUUCAGGAUAACACAAUGCUCUAUGCGGAGAUUCUGGACCUGGUGGCGACCAUUUGCUCUCGAGGGUCACACAGCAACCAGUGGUUCAACUGGAGCUUUGUCUUGGAUGCCCUCAUGCAGCAGGAGAGGCUUUUUGCGUGGCCUGGAGCGUUAACACGCGUGGUUUUCAGCCCAGGUUGUCCAGCCAACAGUGCAGCCGAUCGCUCAAAGCCUCAACUCAGGCAUGGCCUCAUCGAUGGGCGAUCCAUGGGGACGUGCGGAAAAUAUUGGAAACCUCUUGGCGCCUGGGCGACACGAAUGACCUGUGGAGGUCACCAUGAGGUCACAGAGGUCAUGAGGCUCGGAAACUUGGAUUUGCCGCCCCCGCAAGUCCGAGCCUUAGAGGGCCUUCAAAGCCGAGGAGGGGAGGUGAGCAGGAUGAUCCUAUCCUCAGUUCUGGCAGCAGUGCCAAGCCUGGUGCCCUUCCUAGAGCAGCCCAAAGCCUGCGUCAGAGCCUCAAUGGACGGGGCGGUAGCAAUUGAAUUGCUCGCCUGCACCCUCCGAUUUCUACAGGCGGUGCCCAUCAACAAAGGCCGCUAUGCCUUGGACUUGCAGCCCUUCACACAUGUGGUGAUACACCAGGUGCUAUUGAAGACUUUGGCCGAGCCAUCUGCUUUCAGCAGUGCUCGGUAUUGGCGACUGGCAGCUUUGACUCUGCGAUGGCUACGGCUUGUACUGCGAGGACCUUUGCCGAUGAGUAGCUCUGCGGCCUUGAACACCUUGAUUGUGAGGCCCUACAGCGACAGCGAGGCGACGGCCGCCGAAGUCUAUGGGCGAUGUGCUGCAGGAAAUGCCACGGCAUAUGCCUUUCGGUGCCUUCUGAGCCUGGACUCUCCAGUGUUUGCCCGCGUGCUGAAUCUGACCCUUCUGCAGGGCCGCAGCGUCGAUGGGUCCGGCACCUACCGCGUUGAUGGACCGACCGCGAUAGAUCGCGCGGAGCUGAAGGGUGAACUUCUCGAGGUCCGACUCCUUCUGCAGCGGGAUAUCGUCUUCUCCCGGUUGCAUGCGCAGCAUGCAUCUGAACGAGCCGGCAGUUGGGGCACUGCAAGCCUUCAGGAUGGACCUGUCUUGCCAACUCACCGACUUCUGUUGGCAGAGUUUGCAUUUACAUAUCCACCUCCUGAUAUUGGCGCAGGCCGCGGCAAUUCGUACAGCAGCUACAACCCCUUCUGGUCACAUAGGCCACGCAUGGAGACGGAAGCGUUCGAUGCUCAAAGUGGACAUCGCCACAACCCGAGCUACCUGGCCUUACUCUCGGAGUUUCUUUGUGCACGUCUACAUCAUGGAGUUGGUCGAUUGGCACUUUAUGUCUUCAUGCAAUGCGCUUUCCGUGAGCCGCAGAGGGUGUUGCGACUGCUUCAGCUGGAGCCAUGGCGACUGCAAGCCAUCAGUACAGCGAUACAUGACAAGAUCGUGCAGCUGGAUACCGAGGAGGCCACCGAAGAAGUAGGAGCUGCAGCAAAGUCUCAAGGAACCACUUGGGACAAGCACAGUGAAGCAUGCUUCGCUCAUGAGGCGAUGGAGAUCGAUGCGUCCCCAGACGGCCUCAGCCAUUUGGACAUGGCUUCCUUUGAGACCUCCUUGCCAAUCUGCCGUUCAGUUGACCUCUUGCAACAGCUGGCGGAGGAUUCCGUGGUUCAGGCCGCGGACAUGGCCGUUUGGGCCCGUGGAUCCUCGGCGGAAGGAUCGGAUGCCGGCGUGGCCACCUUGCGGGGCUGUGCCUCCUCCGACUCAGCCACCUUCAGAGCUGCAUACUUGAGAGGCUUUGACAUUCCCACGGAUUGGCUCUCAGCGGGUGCUGCUGCCAUGAUGGCCACGCUGAAUGACGAGCACAUGGUGCAGCUGCCAUUUGCAGCUUUGGCUACUGUGCCCUCCUUGGCAUGGGGUUGUAAGCGGCCGGCAGUGGAGAGAGGGGACUGGCUACCUGAGAAUUUUGUACGAGGAAUCCAGCUCGAGAACCCACCGAGCCUGCCGGCCUCCAUGGACAGCGGUGGUCCCAGGCCUUCAAGCAGCAAGGCUUUGCAGCCGCAGAGUGCAACGCCAGAGAUUCAGCAGGCCAUCCAGAACCACACAGCCUAUGAAGCUUCCCUGUCUAUCGUCCUGAGCCUUUUUGCCAUACCAGCCUUGCGAGAUGUUGUUCUUCGUUAUGUGUGCCAUGCAUGGGCAUCACGAUACAAGGUACUGAAAAACCUCCUAGCUGUACCGUGGUCAUCGCUGUCCACGAUGCUUCGGCGGAUCUUGCUCUCAGAGGCAGCCCUCAUUCUGCAGGUCUGUUCCUGGGAGAUGCGAUUGGUGUGGCCUGCUGGACGACCUCCAAACAAACAGCUGGAGAGAGCAGAUCUUGUUGGACAACAGCUUCUGGACUUGAAGAUGAACGUCUCAGAGCAUUUGCAGGAGGUGGUCUCAGACUUGGUCUCUUCCCAAGACGCAGGCUGGUCGGCGCACACAGCCACGCCUUACUUGGUUGGCACAGCUCUGCGGCUGGCAGAUGCUUGUGAUGUGAUCGAUGCGGUGGUCGGUUCUGCAGCUCUGCAGGGAUCACUUCUAUUUGGUCGGGAUUCAAUGCAGGAACAUCUGAGAGCUUCCACAUGUCAGUGUAUGGCGCCGGACAAAGAUGGUGGUGGCCUCACGCGGAGCUUGGAGCUACAGGAUCCCUUUGUCUUGCUGCACUUGUCGGGUUUGAGCUUCCAACUCUCCGCCACCGAAUCCGAAGGUGAUCGCUCCAGAUUCACAGAGGAUUUGCAGCAGCUGGGAUCCAGAAAUGAAUAUGCUUGUAUUGCCUUCUACACAGAGCAAGCUUGCAAAUCUUUGGCGACCUUCGCCUCAGCAGCGCUUUGCCAUUUGGUUGGGCGGCCACCAGCGAUGGGGAACGCUUCCUCUGCAAGCGACUGCCGGGCACAGGCUGCUCGAGCGCACUUGGAAGCACUGCUUCCUGCAAUCGCAGCAGAAGAAUCUGGAGCAGAAGCGCCGCGAAGACUAGAGCUUCUGUCAGGCCUGGCAACAGCUUUUUUGGCCGCCAUGUUGGAGCGAUCAGAGGCUCCGCCAUUGGCUUUCGUACGACGGGUCUACGGGUUGCUCAGUGGAGCUCUGAUGCGGCCGGCCGUCUCCCGCGAGUCACGCAGGAAUUUGGAGGAGGCGACGCUACUUCUUUUGCAGCGCAUGUUGCCUGAUCCAGCAAUGGAAGCUGCACAAGGUUUGCAACCAGCAGAGCUGGAGCUGCAGGACCUGGAAGACCUUGCAAAGUUGUUGACCUCAUUGAUGGCUGCUGCUGUCGCUGAGGUGGAGACCGUGGAGGAAAGCGCCCAGGGAGUUGCUCUGCCACUCAUGUGUGCGCUCAUGACCCGAGUUCCAGCCACCCAACGUUCAAGAGUUUUUUCGGGUCGGCUUUGGCAGCAACUCACUGAGAUUAUUGGAGCACAAAGAGAGUCACAUGCAAGAUUUCAAAGUGCAGCACUUGCCACCAUUCUUUGUCAAGCACCUGAAUCAGCCAGUGCUUUCUUUGAAGCUGCAGGGUUUUCCGCACUACUGCGUCCGGAGAUGCUGCAAAACUGUCGCUUGCGACUUGCCCCAGCAGGGUUACAUACCUUGGACACCACGCAUCCAGCAGCUUUGGUGUCUAUCAUGCAAGUCCUUGUUUCCAUGUUGGGCGUCCUACCAACUCAUGCUUUGAUUCUUCAAAGCACUCUGCAAUGGCUUGAAAAGAACCUACAGCCUUUGCUGGAUGUUUUACAAUGGGUGACUCGUUUACCUGUGACACUGUCUGCAGAACCCCGACGUGGACAUGUUUCAGCGUUGUCCUUGGUGUCUGCUUUGGCGGCACGGAGUGGUGGGAGUGUGGGUCGCUCUGGACCUGAUGCCAUGUUGGUUUUUUGCAGAUCAGCAGAGGACGGUCAGUCAGUUGAGGAUUCAUGCGUCGAUGGGCUGGCCCACUCCCUGAGUGGUCGUCAUCCGAUGGAAAAAGCAUCUGCAGACGGUCAGUACGAAGAAGUUGCACUGUGCUAUAGGUGUGUCUCCCUUUUCACCGAGCUGUGGUCAUUGCUGCACGCGUCCAUUGCUGCGAGGGUGAAGAGCACAAUUGGCCAAGCCACUCCAGAUGCUUACUACACCAGGCUUCAGCAGCUGGAAGGCAUGGUUCAUCCAGCUCUGCCAGGGCUGACCACUCAAAUGGUCAGUGCAUGCGUCACACACCAAGAUGACAUGUCUGACUCCACCACGACUCUGCCAGAACGGAUGCACCCCUCUGAGCCGACAAGGCUGAAGAUUUGCUCCAAUGUUCUCCAAGUGUGGAGACACGAUGGUCUCACGCGACGGAUCAAAGCCCUGGCAUACAAAGGGCCACAGGGCAUUCAAGGGAUGCAAGGCCUCCAAGCACCAGGCAGUUCUCCUCCCAUCUCUAGCUUUGAUGUGAGUAGAUUACCUGGUGUGUCGCAAGAGGUGGUUGCAGAGACGAGAGUUCGAGCUGGAGUCUUGUGUGCUGUCUUUGUUUUUGCUGCUUCAAGCUUGCUAAGUUUGAGGUUCACAGAUGGUGAUGCAAGUGCAAAGGAGAGUGUAGGGAGAAUGAGCGAAACUUAUCAGGGCCACCAGUUACACUUCGAUGGAACUGAAAAGAGAUUUCGCCACUUGCUCUUUAUCCUGGAAACUUCGCUUCACUUGCUUUGUCUUCACUUCACGCUGCUGACGACUGCGGCCGAAUUGGAAGGCACUGGCAGCAAACAUCAGGGACCAUCCUUGUCUGCUGGCAUACCUCGACUCGCGAUGGUGGGCCAAUAUUUACGCUUGGUCAUUGAGUUUGCUUCAGCAUCAGGAGGCUCAGUGGCUUUGUCACACGAGGCCGAAAAGCUGGUUGCCCAGUUGCAGCUGCAGCAAGGCAGAUUCGUUUGGUCCCGCAAGUUGACUGUGUUGAUCACUCUGAAGCUCUUCCCCAACGAAUCUGACCAGGCUGAGGCCGAGUUGAUGGCAGUGGAAGCCACGGCCGAUGGUGCAGGGAUCGUUGCAGCCGAGUUCCGAGGUCACUUUCCGGCGCAGAAGGUUGCACUUUAUGAGCUGCUGCUGCGCCAGCUGCAGGAUGCGCUCUUGGAUAUCUACACGAAAAGCUUGAAAUGGGCUUUUGGUGACCAACCACAGGGGGAGUGGCAACCGCUCCACUGCACUCCGGUGCCCCCUCUUGGGCCACAAGAGAAGGUUCUCGACCUUGAGGGAAUGCCGAUUCCAACAGGUACUUCUCAGACUCCAGAUCCUAGCAAGAAACCUCCGGAAGUCAGGUUGCUGUACACAGCUUCACACAAGUCACACUGUCGUUCUGUGGCCUUUUCGACCGAUGGGCGAUUCUGUGCUACAGGCUGCACAGAUGGUAGCAUCAAACUUCUGGACACCGCGAAAAUGCGAGUCUGCGCGGCGAGCACUGAGGGACCAGUCGGUCGCAUGCGUGUGACUGAAGAGGAGCUCAUGAAACCGAUCGUCCGUGUUCUUCAGGACCACAUUCAAGGUGUUUCAUGCUUAGCUUUCCACCCCACGAACCCCACACUCUUUUCCGGCUCCUCGGACAAGGCAGUGAAGAUCUUUGACCUGACCAGACCCCCUGGCCACAAAAAGGCUUUCUCAGUGCUGCAAGAUGUUUACGCUGUCAACAGCAUUUGUAUCCAUCCCUGUGGUGACUUCCUUUUCGUCGGCACGGCGCACCAGGCCGUGCGGAUGUAUGACCUGCAGACCUUGAGCUGCUUCACGAGCUCCCACCAAGAUCAGCACCAUUCAGCAGGAAUCAAUAACCUGAGAUGCACCAGUGACGGAAAGAUUUUGGCUACAGCUUCUGCCGAUGGGUCCAUCAAACUCUGGGAUGCGGUCAACAACAGCGUCGUGAACGCUUUGCCCCAGGCCCACAGUGGUUCUUCGGUGACGUCAGUUCGAUGGAGUCGCAGCCUCCGCUACUUGCUAUCUUCUGGGAACGACGGCAGGCAUAGACUUUGGGAUGUGCGCAUGGGCAAAGAGGUCUUCUGCAUGGGCUUCGGUCCGCGCUCCGCCGACUUCGGCACGGCCGCGUUCGUCAAUGGAGAGAAGUACAUUGCAGCCGCCAACAGCAAUGUGCGCUUGAGUGAUGUGAGCCUUUUCGAUUCAACCACAGGAUCACCCGUAUUUAUGAAAAUGGGUAUGCACUCGGUCCCGAUCCAUGCGCUUGAGACUUCGCCAGUUGACAGGACACUGAUGACGGGCUGUGAUGAUGAGAAAGGCAGAUACUUCAGCAUUGAGGACAGCAGAUGUGCUGACUUUUGA